This is a messenger RNA of Danio rerio (zebrafish), 2572 nucleotides long. The record is from RefSeq and is a predicted model, not a curated record. Lineage: Eukaryota; Metazoa; Chordata; Actinopteri; Cypriniformes; Danionidae.
CGACCUACUUAUUAAAAGAGCGGAUUAGCGAAUAACUGCAAAUAAAACACGUGCGGUCAUAGCUCAAAAUUCACUAAUCACGUUGUCUAAUAAGAACAGCAGACCACAGCUUCGUUGAUUUUUCGAUCCAAGAAAGUUUCGUUAUAUGUUAAAAAGAAAUAUAGGGAGCGGUGGAGGUGUGGCAUUGUGAACAACAAGAGGGGUAGGUGGAAAAUCCUAAAAUAUGGUUUGGAUUGUUUUUUUAUGCGGAUCAGAGUCGGGCAGAUUUUAAGAAUUGUUGUCCAACUUCGUCUCAGGAGGGGCAAACACUUCUUGUCAUCUUCGAAUCCCCUGGUCAGAAAAGUCGAGCAUGAUUUCCUGAACUAUUUUUCAUCUUUUGAAGCUUCUUAUCAUUUUUACAGAUUGACUGUUCGUUACACCCUUAAACGUAAUCAGUUUGCAUGACUUCAAUAACAGCCACUCACACACACAUUCUCUUAAGCUUAUAUAAGAUUCACCAGCCACCGAUCAUACUUCAACCACAUUCAUUGAGAGGCCAGCAUGGCCAAUAUAUAUCCAUAUGGCUGCUUUACUCAUGCUAUUGUUAGAGGUAUCCCAGAAUCCUUUGGGAAGCUGGCAGAGGGUGGAGAUGGAUUUCAGACUGAUAUUGCCAAGGCCAAGCGUCAGAUGGGGGUGUUGACAGGUGCAUUAAGGCAAAAGGUGGGACUACAGUUGAUUGAAAUACAGGUAGAUUCUGAUCUGCCUGAGAGCUGGCGAAUCGAAGACAUUGCUGUUAUCCAAGGUGACACAGCGCUCAUUACACGACCCUUCAAACAGCAGAGAUGCUGUGAGGCAGAGGCUGUGCGGCGAGUCCUAAAUGAACUGAACAUGACGGUGGUGGAAAUGGGCGAAGAGGAAGGGGGUUCUGGUGGAGCCACUCUUGAAGGAAGUGAUGUCCUUUUUACUGGAAAAGAGUUCUUCGUGGGCAUUUCCAAACAUACAAAUCACCGGGGAGCAGAAAUUCUGGCUGACACCUUCAGGGACUUUGCUGUUUCCACUGUGCCAGUGUGUGGAGGCUCUCGUCUGAAGAACAUCUGCUCCAUGGGUGGUCCCGAUACCAUCAUUAUUAGCAACAGUGAUGGGGCAAAGAAAACACUCAGAGUGAUGGAGCAGCUAUCUGACCAUCAUUAUGAGAUCUUGUCAGUAUCUGAGGAGGUUGCUGCCAACUGUAUAUAUAUCAGAGGUCCUGCUAAAGUGGACUAUCUCCUCCAUCCCACAGCUGAGGAGUGCUCUGACAGUAUUGCGGCCUUUCAGCGUUUGACAGACUACACCUUGCUGCCCACAGCCUGCAGUGAGGCCUCCAAACUCGGAGGAGCGCUGUCCUCCUUUUGUCUACUCAUCAACAAGAAACAUACCUAUUGACAAUCAUUGCAUAAUCAUCUUAGAUUUUUUUUUGUUCACAGUACCUUUACUUAAACAGUCAUUACUUUGUGUGGUUAUGGGAACAUAAAUGUGGCAGGCCAGUUAAAACUGGUUUGAUAUAGUUUGUAAAUGUCCAGUUGUUUUUAUGCAGUAUGCUCUACUCUUGCAUCCAUCCUAAACUCUUUAGAGUAGGUGCACACGAUGAUAGUGCUAUAAUAAAUAGCUUUGAAAUAAAUAACUGUUAUCUCACAAUGUAAAUAAAGACUUAAAUAAUAGGUUUACUCUAACUGCUCAAUCUCAUGUUGUUUUGAAUGUAUGUUUUUUGGGUCGCACUUGACAAUAAGGUUUCAUUAGUUAAUGUUACUAACAUAAAGUGUGAAUGGUACUUGUACAGCAUUUAUUAAUCAUAGUUCAACAUUUAAUAAUGCCUUAUUAAAAUCCAAAUUUAUGCUUAAUAACAUUAGUUAAUGCACCAAGACUUAACAUGUUUCCUCCAGGUGUCCGGUUUACCCCACUGCCCAGAGACAUGUGGUAAGGUAAAUUGGUAAAAAGGUAAAAAGAGAAUUUGGUAAACUAAAUUGGCCAUAGUAAAUGAAGCUUUGUGUAAAUGAGGGAGUGUAUGUUUCCCUGUGCUGUAUUGUGGCUGGAACUGCAUCCGGCUCAUUGCGCUGUGGCGAAUUCAGAGACUAAGCCAAAGGAUGGUGUGUGUAAAGUGUUAGUUUUUUUUUUUGUUCUAACUGAUGCAUUCUUUCACUCUGACUUUUAAGCUUAACACAGAUUUAAAAUAUUUUCUUUUAUAUUUUUUAUAUUUUGAUAGUCUUUAGAAUUUGUCCCUCAGGGACUCCUGUUUUCCCCAUUUCUAAUUGUAGCACAGGUGAACUGUGCAUACAAAAAUGGUAAUGUGUAUAUAGCCUUCUUUGUAUGUCUUCUGCUGACGUCCUGUUGCCACACUUUUCUCCCUUGGCUUGUUUUUUUUUUUUUUUUUUUUUUUUGCUUGUCCAGUAAUCCUCAUAGGCCUACAUCAUGUCUAAUGUGUUAUUUUUAAAAUGUAUUUUAGGGGUCAUUCCUGGCAAAUAAUAAUAUUUCAGUCCCCCAAAUUUUUAAAGUGUUUUUUGAAAAAUUACAUUUUAAAAACAUUUUUCAUUGAUUUACUUUGUACAUUAUAAUGAAU